CAACUAUCCAUAGUUAUUAACUAUGUUAUUAUACUAAGACUACGUUUAUUAAGACUACACAUUAUUAAACCACAUACAUAUGACCAUACCACCAGAAGUCAAACGAUCUCUACUGCACACAGUCAAGUUCAGAAGUAAUGAAAUUGAACUUUUAAGUAGUUUCAUAUCAUUAAAUGCUUCAAAUCUGUCAUCGGCUUUAAUAAUUCAUGGAUAUAAAUCCGUAGGUAAGACAUUUACAGUUGAAAAUUAUUUAACUUAUUUAGGAGUUAGAAAUUCAAUUAUAAGAUGUGAUGAAUGUGUUACUAAUCGUGUACUUUUACAAAGAUGUUUUAAUAAAAUUAAAUCUGAUAGUGGUAAGAAUAAUAAUAAUAAUAAUGAUCAAAUUGAUAAAUUAAAAUUUGGUAAACUGUUAGAAAGUUUUUAUAAUUUUGCUAAUGCAUUAGAAAAAUUUAUUGAAAAUUCAAAUUAUACUGAUCAUCAUGUUUUAGUUCUUGAUAGAUUUGAUCAAUGUAUGGAAUCAACUAAUGAUUUAUUUAUUGCAUUUUUAAGAUUAAGAGAAAUAUCAAAAUUAGAUAAUUUAUCAAUUAUAUUUAUUAUAUCAACUGAUAUUCCAAAGGAAAUUGUAACUUCAACAAUUCCAACUAUAUAUUUUAAACCAUAUACUGAAAUUCAAAUAACUGAAAUACUUCAAAGUUCUCAAUCAUGUUUAUUUGGUAUAGAAGAAAUUGAUAAUAAUCCUUCAAGUUAUGAAUUUUGGAAACAAUAUGCAAAAAUUGUCGUAGAUUUAUUCUUUUCUUAUACGGGAUCAGAUUUAAAUUUAUUAAUGGAUAUUAUUAUAAAAAUUUGGGAUAAAUUUAUUGAACCAGUUAUAGAAGGGAAAUAUAAUGUAAAUGAAUUUGUUAAAGUUUACAGACAAGGUUCAGAAUUAUUUACUAAUGAAAAUGUUAUUAAUAAUUCAUUAAUAAGAGAAUAUCUGACAUUACAAGAAGAAAAACCAACUACUAAUGGGAAUGUAGAAGAUUUACCUAUCCAUUCAAAAUUCAUAUUAAUAGCAUCUUAUUUAGCAUCUUUUGUAGAACAAAAGGAUGAUCUACAUAAAUUUUCAAAAGUUAAAGCUGUUAAAUAUAAGAAGAGAGUAUUUAGUCAUAAACCAAAUACAAAAAAUGAUAUAGAUUCAAGAUUAUUAUCACCAGGAUUUUUUGAUUUAGAAAGAAUGUUUGCAAUUUUAUCGGUGAUAUAUAGAAAUACUGCUCCAUCUUUAAAUCAACAAACAGAAAUUAAUCUUGAGAAUGAUGUAGCUCAAAUUGAAGAAAAGAAAGAUAUAGAAAGAGCUAAAUUCACAUUAAGUAGAAAUACUGAUUUAUACAGUCAAGUAGCAACUUUAUUUUCAUUGGGAUUAAUAAGUAAAUCGGCUGCUUCCGAUAUCUUAGGGGCUAGAGUUAGAUGGAAAUGUAAUAUUAGUUGGCAAACAGCUGAAGCUUUAUGUAAAGAAGUUGAUUUCCCUAUAUUAGAUUAUUUAGCGGAUGAACCAUAAUUUCAUUCAUUCAUGUAUUUAUAUAUGUAAUUGUAAUUGUAAUUGUAAUUGUAAUUUAUAUAUCUUCAAAAUGUAUUUGUUCAACAGAAACGAAAUCUUGACUACCAACUUUUCG
Scheffersomyces amazonensis is the source of this 1649-nucleotide messenger RNA. RefSeq names its product origin recognition complex subunit 5. The record is from RefSeq and is a predicted model, not a curated record. Gene Ontology annotation, biological process: DNA replication initiation; DNA replication. NCBI's taxonomy places the organism in Eukaryota, Fungi, Ascomycota, Pichiomycetes, Serinales, Debaryomycetaceae. Gene Ontology annotation, molecular function: DNA replication origin binding. Bases 80 to 1534 code for a protein of 484 amino acids. The transcript has a single exon. Gene Ontology annotation, cellular component: nuclear origin of replication recognition complex; nucleus.